Hyla sarda is the source of this 1244-nucleotide messenger RNA. Its product is annotated as glycoprotein gp100-like. Gene Ontology annotation, biological process: response to heat; protein refolding. The record is from RefSeq and is a predicted model, not a curated record. Bases 357 to 1244 code for a protein of 295 amino acids. The transcript has a single exon. NCBI's taxonomy places the organism in Eukaryota, Metazoa, Chordata, Amphibia, Anura, Hylidae. Gene Ontology annotation, molecular function: protein folding chaperone.
AAAAACUAAAAUACAAUACACAAAUAUAUAUUUGCUUUUUACUGUACAACCUGUUUGACCUUGAAGGCGUCUCAUGAACUUGGAUGAGAUCCUAUGUGUGGUCACUGUGAUAUUUCUGGCCCCGGCACGCUCAGCUGUGUUUAGUGUGCUGAGUCGUGGCUGAAGAACCUCACGUCUGAGUCACGGUGUCGUCGUCCCCUUUACUAAUAAUGGGACAUGAAGACCAGGACUGAGGAAUGACAGAACCAUCUGGAAGUGUUAGAGUCAAGUAUAAAACCGGUCCUCGUGUAGAAGCCCACCAGAUCAGACAGCAGGACUAGAAUCAGCUCCACAAAGAAGAAGAACCAAGAGACAUCAUGCUGAGCCUUCAGCUGGCUAAGAAGCCCACACCAAGCCCUUUCAGGCCUCUUCUCCGUCCCCUGUGGCCAUUGUCUAUGGACAUCUUCUCCAGCCUGGAACAAGACAUGAUACACACUCUAGAAGACAUAAUAGCCAGCAUGAAGCUGAUGGGCCGAUUUCACCAGCAGCUUCUUCAAGAAACCACUGAGGCUAAGAGUCUUCCAGUGCUAGCCUCCAGCAUGACAAAGUCCAUCGAGAUCAAGACUGAGACUCCAACCUCCACUAACUCAAAGUCCAUAAAGAUCAAGACUGAGACUCCACCAACCUCCACUAACUCAAAGUCCAUCGAGAUCAAGACUGAGACUCCACCAACCUCCACUAACUCAAAGUCCAUCAAGACUGAGACUCCACCAACCUCCACUAACUCAAAGUCCAUCGAGAUCAAGACUGAGACUCCACCAACCUCCACUAACUCAAAGUCCAACGAGAUCAAGACUGAGACUCCAUUGACCUCCACCAAAAAUAAGGCAGAGAAUGCUGUAACCAUCAGCGACAUAAAGUCAUCUGAAGGAGGUUUCGUGGUUUCUCUAGGGGUCCAAGGUUUUUCUCCCCAAGAGCUGACAGUCAAGCUGGUAGAAAAGAAACUUCUGGUGAGCGGAGCCAAGGAAUGCAAGAGCGACGAUGGGAAAGGUUCUUUCUUCUACAAGUGUCAGAUCUUCAGGAAGGAGGUGGAUCUUCCCCAGGAUGUGAGACCUGAAGACCUGAAGUGCACAGUGACCAAUGAGAGCCAACUGCAGAUAGAAGUGUUCCGGACACCUUCCCAGGAGAGGACUGUGCCCAUACAGCAUGCCGCCCUUCAUGCCAAGACCCUGGUCUCCAGCAGUGGCAAAGACUCUCGAUCUUAA